AUGUCGAUCAAUUUGGCGAUAAAAUUCCACGUGCCGUCGACGAUGACAGGGCCGGCGCUCAGUGCGAGUGAUUCACCGCGACGGAUCGGCCGCAGACGGCACGAAGCGGACGGACGGACGGGCGGAUGUCCGUCCCACCGUCGUCGACGGCCUCACUCAGAUGUCGAUGAGGAUUCCGACGGACGUGCCCGGUACUCGAAUGUGAUGGAGUCCGUGAAUCCACGAAAUAUCGACAGUUGGAAGCAGAGAAAUUGA
This is a messenger RNA of Angiostrongylus costaricensis, 255 nucleotides long. Lineage: Eukaryota; Metazoa; Nematoda; Chromadorea; Rhabditida; Metastrongylidae. The record is from the annotation of a GenBank genome assembly.